Molecule: messenger RNA, 1959 nt
Organism: Symbiodinium necroappetens
Lineage: Eukaryota; Dinophyceae; Suessiales; Symbiodiniaceae
Source: the annotation of a GenBank genome assembly
AUGGACUGGGAUGAGGAUCUUGUCCAGGGCAGUGGCGCAACAGGGGUCAGUGCGAGUCAGGUGGUUCUUCAGGCCAUCAAGUCGAACGCUCUAGCGCUAGAGCAUUCAGACUCGAGGCUGAAGCGCGACCGAGAGAUCGUGCUCACCGCGUGCUUGCAGCAACCACACUGUCUUGGCUUCGCUCUGGAUUCCGUCAAGAACGACGACAUCUUCAUGAUUUCUGCCAUUGCCAGGCAACCAGUGACCCUCCAGUAUGCUUCCGAUCGUUUGAGAUCAAACAAGGAGGUGGUCCUUGGUGCGUUGAAGAGCCAGCCAGAGGCCAUCAAGUACGCCGACCCUACCUUGAGGAGCGAUGUGGACUUCCUUCGAAGAGCGCUUCAGAUGAAUCCGGAGAUCUACCCUCACUUGGACGAGCCACUUCGGAGCGAUCGCACAUUGGCAAUGGCGGCGAUAAGGAUCCGCGGCAGCGCGCUGCAACAUCUACCGCCAAGCCUCGCACAGGACCAAGACCUCAUUCUGCUUGCAGUGCGGACUUUCCCCAAGGCCUUCUUUUUCGUGCCCGACGCACUGCAGUCGGACAAGGAGUUUAUCCUCGCCAUGGCUUUGCGGAAUCCUGAAGUGCUUCAGUGUGUCCCGGAGUCAAUGCGCAACGACAGGCACUUCGUCAUGUCGUUGCUGAAAGCUUGCCCUGCCUGUCUGGAGCACAUGCCCUACGAGUUUCAGGCGGACGCAGAACUGGUCCUUGCUGCGCUGCAAUUUGAUUCUCAAGCAGGGGAGUUGGCCGAGGAUGACAUUAUGCCGGAGCAGCCGCGGCCUUCCUGCGACCGAGGCCCCGGUUCCGGUGGCCGCAGCUCCCCGCUCGCCUUCGCGGCCCACGUGUUGCGUUCAGACAGACAGUUUCUGCUGGCGGCUCUGGCGUUGGAUACUGAAGCCUUGGUCUACGCGUCAGAGGAUCUCCGCAGAGAUGAAGAGUUCGUCCUUGCAGCCGUGGAGGUGAACGGCCUCGCCCUUUCGGGUGCCUCCCCAUCGCUGCGGAGCGACGCUGCCUUUGUUCAGCGUGCCCUGCAGGUCGAUGGUCGUGCGCUCAUUGCUGUCAACGACCUGCUCAGGGCCGACAAGGACAUAGUCCUGGCUGCCGUGACUAGUCGGGGCGAUGCCUUGAUGUAUGCCCCCGACAUCUCGCGGGCAGACCCCGAGAUCGUUCUACGCGCAGUAGAGCGGUGGGCCCCGGCGCUCCGGUUUGCAUCACCAGAGCUUCGAGGGACUCCUGCAGUCGUCCUCAGCGCCGUCCGAGUGUGGGGAGUGGCCCUACAGUAUGCACAGCCGCAGGUGAAGGCAAACAAGGCCGUCGUUCUGGAGGCGGUCAAGAACGAUGGCUUGGCUUUGGCUCAUGCGGCCCCUGAGUUGCGGGACGACGAGGAGAUCGUCGUUGCGGCUGUGAAGCUUUGGGGCGGCGCUCUCGAGAACGCAUCUCCACGGCUUCGGGCAGACAAAGGCGUUGUGCUGGCAGCUGUGCUUGGAUGUGGGGUUGCUCUCCGUUAUGCGGAUGAGUCCUUACAGGCCGACAAGGAAGUUGUUCUCGCCGCAGUGGCAAACGAUGGUCUGGCGCUCUUCCACGCCGCACCAGAGCUCCGCGGAGAUCGCGCCGUCGUUGCGAGAGCCAUCAAGAGCCAUGGAUCGUCCCUUGCAGGAGCAGCACAUGAGCUGCGGGAGGACAAGGGCCUGGUGCUCUCCGCUGUGGCCAAGCGCGGCGAGGCUCUGCGCUAUGCAGCCGAGGCCCUGCGAGGUGACGAGGAAGUUGUUCUUUGCGCGGCGAGAACCUGGGGCUCUGCUUUGAGUUGGGCCUCGCCAGCGCUGAGGCGACGGAAGGACUUCCUUUGCCGGAUCAUGGAGGCCCACUUUGCGACAGAGCGUGCGGUGAGCCCAGCAGACAGAGGCUGGCAAAGUCUGCGCCUUUGA